AUGGCGAAAGCCAAGGGGGAAAGGGUGGAAAGCGUCAGAGCCUUCGAGGUUGGAGAUGCCGUGCUAACUGACGGUAAGUCUGGUGUGCUGACGCAAUACAACAAUGGUUGGUGGACGGUCACUCUUCAAGAAGGAUCCGUGGUAAAGCGGAGGGCAAAGGCGCUGUCGUUGGGAAAGCAACCCGAUCCCAAGGAUCUUGCCAAGCCGUCAACCGUGUCAGUGCAAUCCCAGCAGCAAAAGGGAGAGUCAUCAUCACCCGUGGCAAAGGAAGCUCCAUCUGCAAGAAACAAACGAGGAGGAAGAGCAUCCCAUGGCAGCUCCGAGGCUGCAACGCCACCCCCCAGUGAUGCGAUCACGUCGGAAAACCAGGGCGACAGGCCCGGCUCACAGACAAAGAGGUCGACAAAACCUUCAACGGCGAGAACCCCGAAGAAAAAAGAUUCCGAUCAGCCCCUUACUGCACGAUAUCCACAAGCCUUGCAAGCCUAUUUGGAAUCGCUGAGCAACAUGGGUGAAAGUCUCGCAGUGCAGGAGGAGCUCCCAACAAUGGCUCGCUAUCCUCAAGCUUUACAAGACUUGUUGAGUGGGAAGAAUGUGAAGGUCAAGCCCGCACGAAGAAAGAAAGAAAGCCAGGGAGUACAGCUGGAGGAAACUUUUGUUGCCAGGUAUCCGGGCCCUCUGAUGAGAUAUCUUGAGUCUCAGCAGCUAGAGGACGACUUGGAUGACUCGUUGCUCGGACCCCAAGAUAGUGAAGAUGACUUCUAUGAAGAGGACACGCCUCUGAGCGCGAGCUAUCCACCCGCCUUAGAGUACUUGUUGAGCGGAGACUAUCUUGAAGAUAAUGAUAUGGAGGACGGCAACAUCAAGCAGGUGAGGGAUGCAGAAUGGUUCCUUGGACGCAAGGGCUUCCAUUUCGAAGAGUUAAAGGGGGACUUCUCUCCUGACGAUCAACGAUGGAGUGACAAAGAGCUCCGUGAAGAGAAUGACAGUGACAUGUACUUGACUGGCGAAGGGCUUUCGUACCCCCUCCCACAAGAGGAAUCUGGAGAGAACAAGCAGGUUCUUGCGACAGAAUCUAUGGACAAGAAGAAGCAGACGAUGAAGGCGCCUGUUCCUGAAGCAACUACUGAAACGAAGCUGAAUGACGUUGAAAUCUCCGGUAAGGAUCCCAUAGUGCAGGAUCAGCCAACAGCAGGCGAGGGAUUGAACCCAAAAAAUCCUAUCCAGCCCGUGAAAGACUUGGAAAAAUCUACGGACAUUGAGAUACAAACCAAUCAAGGGUUCUUUCAAAAACUCGAUGACAUUGUCAAGAACUUCUCGAAAAAGUUUGGAAUUUGA
This is a messenger RNA of Guillardia theta CCMP2712, 1338 nucleotides long. RefSeq lists its product as hypothetical. Lineage: Eukaryota; Cryptophyceae; Pyrenomonadales; Geminigeraceae. The record is from RefSeq and is a predicted model, not a curated record. Bases 1 to 1338 code for a protein of 445 amino acids. The transcript has 9 exons.